AUGGCGAGGAUACUCGUCGAAGCGCCCGCGGGCUCGGGCUCGCCGGAGGACUCCAUCAACUCGGAUAUGAUCCUCAUCCUCGCCGGCCUGCUCUGCGCGCUCGUCUGCGUCCUCGGCCUGGGGCUCGUCGCCCGGUGCGCGUGCUCACGGCGCUGGGCCACGGCGUCCGGCCGGUCGCAGCAGCCGGGCGCCAAAGCCGCGAACAAGGGCGUCAAGAAGGAGGUGCUGCGCUCGCUCCCGACGGUCACGUACGUCCCCGACAGCAGCAAGGCGGAGGACGAGGAGGAGGGAGGAGGGGCCGACGAGUGCGCCAUCUGCCUCGCCGAGUUCGAGGAGGGGCAGGCCAUGCGCGUGCUGCCGCAGUGCGGCCACGCGUUCCACGCCGCCUGCGUCGACACGUGGCUGCGCGCGCACUCCUCCUGCCCGUCCUGCCGCCGGGUGCUGGCCGUCGACCUGCUGCCGCCCGGCGAGCAGUGCCGCCGUUGCGGCGCGCGCCCCGGCGGUGCCGGCGGCAUCAGCGCGCUCUGGAAGGCGCCCACGCCCUGCAGCGCAGAGGGGCCGACGUUCUUGGCGUAG
Messenger RNA from Miscanthus lutarioriparius, 576 nucleotides. The record is from the annotation of a GenBank genome assembly. Lineage: Eukaryota; Viridiplantae; Streptophyta; Magnoliopsida; Poales; Poaceae.